This is a messenger RNA of Saccostrea cuccullata (small rock oyster), 2356 nucleotides long. Its product is annotated as protein draper-like. Lineage: Eukaryota; Metazoa; Mollusca; Bivalvia; Ostreida; Ostreidae. Gene Ontology annotation, molecular function: scavenger receptor activity. The annotation marks the transcript as partial. The transcript is spliced from 14 exons. The record is from RefSeq and is a predicted model, not a curated record.
UGUUAUGACUGUGAUAUAGCAAAUGGUAAAUGUACAAAUGGAUGUUAUCCAGGGUGGAAAGGGGAAUACUGUCAUGAAGUUUGUGAAAAUGGAACAUUUGGAAAAAAUUGUCUAAAAACUUGUAACAGUACGUGUUAUGGCUGUAACAGAACAAAUGGUAAAUGUGAAACUGGGUGUCAUCCAGGGUGGAGGGGAAAGUAUUGUCAUAAAGAAUGUGACGGAGGACAAUAUGGAAUUAAUUGUAAAAUGCAGUGCGGAAACUGUUUGGAUUCGGCGCAAUGCAACCCGAUUAAUGGAACAUGCAAAAAUGGUUGUGAUGAGGGUUUUGAAGGGUUUCUAUGCAACGAAGCAUGCACAUACGGAACAUUCGGACGCAACUGUCUGGAAACGUGUAACAGAACGUGUUUUGGAUGUAAUGGAACAAAUGGAAAAUGUGAAACCGGAUGUUAUCCGGGGUGGAAGGGGGAUUACUGUCAUGGAAAAUGCGAUGGUGGAUUUUAUGGAAUGAACUGCAAUUUGUUCUGUGGAAACUGUUUUAAUUCGAAACAAUGUAACCCGAUCAAUGGCACUUGCAUGCAUGGUUGUGACGCAGGUUAUGACGGAAUUUUAUGUAAUGAAUCUUGUGAAAAUGGGACGUUUGGACGCAACUGUCUUGAGACAUGUAACAGUACUUGUUACGGGUGUAAUGCAACAAAUGGAAUAUGUGACACAGGAUGCUUUCCAGGUUGGGAAGGCGAAUAUUGUCAUCAAGCAUGUAAGGAUGGAUUCUUUGGAGAAAAUUGUGUCAACAAGUGUAAUGAAACAUGUAAAGGAUGUAAUAGGACAACCGGUAUUUGUGAAAAUGGAUGCUAUCCUGGCUGGCAAGGAGAAUUUUGUGACGAAGAAUGCAACAAAGGAUUCUACGGAAAUGAUUGCAGCAUGGUUUGUGGAAACUGUUUAAACUCGGAACAAUGUCAACCAAAGAAUGGAGCAUGUAUAAAUGGCUGUGAUUCAGGCUAUGAAGGAGCAUUUUGUAAUAAAUCAUGCACAUUUGGAACUUUUGGACAUAACUGCCAUGUUAAAUGCAACGAGACUUGCUAUGGAUGUAACACAACUAAUGGUAAAUGUGAAUCUGGUUGUCAUCCAGGAUGGAAAGGAGACUACUGCCAUGAAGAGUGCAUUGAUGGAUUCUUUGGCAAGAAUUGUAGCUUGACAUGUGGGCAUUGUAAAGGAAUGGAGGAUUGUCACCCGAUAAAUGGAAAAUGCCUGAAUGGAUGCAUUGCAGGAUAUAAAGGAGAUACCUGCAAUAAUACAUGCAGUGAUGGAUACUUUGGAGAAGACUGUGUCCAAAAGUGCAGCAAUGCUUGUAAAGGAUGUAACAGACUAAAUGGGAAUUGUGAAAAUGGUUGUCAUCCAGGUUGGCAAGGACAACUCUGUUUAGAAGAGUGUUUGAAUAACUUUUACGGAGAAGGAUGUAAUGUGAGUUGUGGUCACUGCUUGAACGGGAAACAAUGUCACCAUAUCAACGGUUCGUGUCAGAGUAAAUGUGAACCUGGAUACAGUGGGGAUAAAUGUGAUGAAGUCUGCAUGCUUGGAUAUUUUGGUACAAACUGUGAACAAGAGUGUAGUCUCUAUUGCAAAAAAUCACGUGAUUGCCAUCAUGCUUCGGGAAUUUGUCGAGGCGGCUGUAAAAAGGGGUGGCACGGAAAGGAUUGUAUGCAAGGUUUAAAGGAAUCAUUUGCAGAAAGAGUAAUUUCUCAAGUACUUCCUCUUUUCGUGAAAAGGGUGCUAAAACCACUUCAAUAUCUAUGGUUGAAUAUGAAAAUAAUUUUAAGGACGAAUAUCAAGAACUUGGAGAUUUCUGUUCGCCUUCUAACUACGACAUGCUUAAAUAAUAUUCUCAAACAUUUUGCAACAUGUAUACUAUGGAUUUUUUUAUCCUUAUGUAUCCGUAUGUUUUAUUACACAGUCUUUAUAUAUGGGUGUACUGUAACGUUAAUGUUCUGUAAAGAUAUAUUUUGUUUAUUGUAAUUAAGGAAAUAUUAAUAUUAUAAGUAUGAUUGAUUGUUUGUUUGUUGAUGUACGUCCCUCUCAGAAUGUUCACUUGUACUAUUGUGGUACGUAAAGAACUUCGACGUUUUGAAUACAAGUUUCGUCAAAGAUAUCAAUUAUUUACAUAUUCAUAAUUCUUUAGUACGUAUAUGUGAAAAACAAAAUGUAGAAAAAGGAUUCAAUGUCAAAUGUAUGAUUACAUUAUUGACUUUAUCAUAAGAAUUCAGGAAAGUUUCAUAACGACGUCAUUUAUCACUUGGUUCAUUUAUUUUGUACUUUGUUAAAUUAAGUGAAAAAUGUGGAAAAAAGGAAAAGAAGUCUUAGU